Formica exsecta is the source of this 8466-nucleotide messenger RNA. It is a transcript of the gene PMCA, whose product is annotated as plasma membrane calcium-transporting ATPase 3. The record is from RefSeq and is a predicted model, not a curated record. The transcript has 16 exons. Gene Ontology annotation, molecular function: P-type calcium transporter activity; ATP hydrolysis activity; ATP binding. Gene Ontology annotation, biological process: regulation of cytosolic calcium ion concentration; calcium ion transmembrane transport. The coding region runs from base 1191 to 4598 and encodes 1135 amino acids. NCBI's taxonomy places the organism in Eukaryota, Metazoa, Arthropoda, Insecta, Hymenoptera, Formicidae. Gene Ontology annotation, cellular component: membrane; intracellular membrane-bounded organelle.
UACCGUUGAUACGCGUAUUAAUUCGCACCUGAUCUCGGACAAACCAAGGCCCCCUAGCCCUUCCCCGUCUUACGCACUUUACUAUCCGCGUUUCUCUUCCUCUUUCUCUCUCUCUCUCUCUCUCCUCUCUUUUCUUUCCUUCUUUCUUUUCCUGUAUACACGUGCGCGUGUGUGCUUUAAUUUCUUUUCUUUAUUUCUUUCUCGAUUAUUCUAUCUAUAUCCUUCAAUCGUUCUCGGCCUGUGUUUCCUCGCUUGUGUUUCCCCGGUUUUUUCUGUUCUUUCAUCAUCUACUUUCGUGCACGCGCUGACGCACAUGCGUGAUCACCUCGCGUAGAAGCACGCGAUCGCGAUACUGACAGACGCAAAGACAGAGAAAGAGAUAGAGAGAUAAGAUAGAUAGAUAGAUGGAUAGAUAGAUAAAGACUUGUCGUGUCCGUCUUCGUCGCGGCUGUGACACACACACACACACACGCGUACGUUUUACACGGAGGUGCGCGCGCACAAUCCGCGGCCACAAGCAGGCAGCGAUAGUAGCGUGAAGUAGCGAGCUAACCGGAGUAUAAAUCAUCCUCGUCGUCGCGGCUCGCCGGUCGCCAGUGAUAACGCGCGUCAUCACCGUAAGCCAUCAGUUUAAUCAGUGAUCGGCGUUGUGCGGAUUUGUCUCUAUAUGAAAAGGGGCAUCAAGGAGAAAAGGCCGCCCCGCACCGUCGUAGCCGCCGAGAACAACCACCACCACCAUCAUCACCACCACCACCGUCGUCCUCGUCGUCGCGUCGUCGCCGCCGGCGCAGUCGAUACCGCCAGUAGGGUGGGAGAGCGGGCCGACGGGACCACGAGGAACUGAAGUGCGCGACAGUCCCGCGCUCUCGGUGACGACGACAGAGUGGCAUCCCCCGGGUGGCAGAAGGUGAAGAAGGCGGGCGAAGAGAGCACCGCGCGGAGUGGUAUUAAGCGGCAGCACAGUGGCCCGAUGAAGCGGCGUAUGUGACAUCGGGCUUUCCUCUCUCUUGCCACCGUCGAGGAGAAGAAGAGACACCUCGCAGACAUCUUGCUGCCACCGUCCACGCCGUUGGUCCUCCAUUCGUUUGGAGGCCAGUGGAGCAGCGACGCCAGAGAAUAAUACGAGCUGUGGUAGCCUUGUGGAAGCGUAACAGUAGUUGGCUUCGGCCAACAGAGGCAACAGAGAUAUCAUGGCGACGAUAGACGGCCGGCCGGCCCAAUAUGGUGUCACGCUUAAGCAACUCCGCGAGCUCAUGGAGCUGCGGGGGCGCGAAGGUGUCAGCAAAAUCAAUGGUUACGGUGGUGUGCAGGAGAUUUGUAAAAAGCUGUAUACUUCACCCAAUGAAGGUCUUAGUGGAUCAGUAGCAGACAUACAACAUAGGCGAGAUACAUUUGGUUCCAAUAUGAUACCUCCAAAACCACCAAAAACAUUUUUACAGUUAGUAUGGGAAGCAUUGCAAGAUGUCACGUUAAUCAUCUUAGAAGUAGCAGCAUUGGUUUCAUUAGGUCUUAGCUUUUAUCAUCCAGCUGAUGAUGAAAAACCUUUAGUAGAUGAGGACGAAGCGAAAUAUGGUUGGAUUGAAGGACUCGCUAUAUUGAUUUCUGUAAUUGUGGUGGUCUUAGUGACAGCGUUUAAUGACUACUCCAAGGAGAGGCAGUUUAGAGGUCUUCAAAGUCGGAUAGAGGGAGAGCACAAGUUCUCAGUUAUACGGCAAGGAGAAGUGAAACAAAUUUCUGUGUCUGAUAUUGUUGUCGGUGACAUUUGUCAGAUAAAAUAUGGAGACCUGUUGCCUGCAGACGGUAUUCUUAUACAAAGCAACGAUCUCAAAGUAGAUGAAUCCAGUCUGACUGGAGAGUCAGAUCAUGUAAAGAAAGGGGAAUCAUUUGAUCCUAUGGUACUUUCAGGUACACACGUGAUGGAGGGUUCUGGAAAAAUGUUAGUUUCUGCAGUAGGUGUUAAUUCCCAGGCAGGUAUUAUCUUUACCUUAUUGGGUGCUGCUGUUGAUCAACAGGAGCAAGAAAUCAAGAAAAUGAAGAAAGAGGCUAAAAAGCAGCGGAAGAAGAAGUCAUUACCAGGAGAGGAAACGGUAGAGAUUACCGGGAACAGUCACGUGACCGGAGGCGGAGGCGGCGGUAAGCACGAGGGUGGCGAGAAUCAUCACGCGGCCGCACCCGCAAGCACCGGGGAGAGCAGCGGGAAGAAGGAGAAGAGUGUUCUGCAAGCCAAGCUAACUAAACUCGCCAUACAGAUCGGUUACGCCGGCUCGACCAUCGCGGUGCUCACCGUCGUCAUUUUAAUCAUACAGUUCUGCGUGACGACUUUUGUCAUCGAGGGCAGGCCGUGGCGAAAUACGUACGCCAAUGAUCUGGUGCGGCAUCUGAUCAUCGGUGUCACGGUGCUCGUAGUCGCCGUACCCGAGGGUCUUCCCCUAGCCGUCACUUUGUCGCUCGCUUAUUCCGUCAAGAAAAUGAUGAAGGACAACAAUCUGGUACGUCACUUGGACGCCUGCGAGACUAUGGGUAACGCCACCGCCAUUUGUUCGGACAAGACCGGCACCUUGACUACGAACCGCAUGACCGUGGUACAGUCGUACAUAUGCGAGAAGAUGUGCAAGACGACGCCGAAUUUCUCGGAUAUACCGAGCCACGUCGGCGAAUUGAUCAUGCAGGCCAUCUCCAUCAAUUCGGCGUACACGUCGCGAAUAAUGGAGUCGCAAGACCCUAGCGAAUUGUCGCUGCAGGUCGGCAACAAAACCGAAUGUGCCUUACUUGGAUUCGUAUUAGCCCUGGGCAAGAAAUAUCAAACCGUGCGGGACGAUUUUCCUGAGGAAACCUUUACGCGGGUGUAUACGUUUAAUAGCGUAAGAAAGAGCAUGUCUACCGUUAUUCCCAGGAAAGGCGGUGGAUAUAGGCUCUUCACCAAGGGCGCUUCCGAGAUCAUCAUGAAGAAAUGUGCCUUUAUAUAUGGUCGCGAAGGUCAUCUGGAGACGUUUACCAGAGAGAUGCAAGACCGUCUGGUAAAGAACGUGAUCGAACCUAUGGCAUGCAACGGACUGCGCACCAUCUCCAUCGCUUAUCGCGACUUUGUUCCUGGCAAGGCGGAGAUCAAUCAAGUUCACAUCGACAACGAGCCCAAUUGGGACGACGAAGAUAAUCUAGUGAACAAUCUCACCUGCUUGUGCAUUGUCGGUAUUGAAGAUCCAGUGCGUUCCGAAGUACCGGACGCAAUUAGGAAAUGCCAAAAGGCCGGCAUCACCGUGCGCAUGGUGACGGGUGACAAUAUAAACACCGCGCGAUCCAUCGCGCUUAAGUGUGGUAUUUUCAAGCCGAACGAAGACUUCCUCAUUCUCGAGGGUAAGGAGUUUAAUCGCAGGAUUAGAGACAGCCAAGGCGAGGUGCAACAGCAUCUGCUGGAUAAGGUGUGGCCAAAAUUGCGAGUACUGGCCAGGUCGUCGCCCACCGACAAGUAUACCCUGGUAAAAGGCAUCAUCGACAGUAAAUCGAGUGAAAGCCGCGAGGUCGUGGCGGUUACCGGUGAUGGCACGAACGACGGUCCAGCCUUAAAGAAGGCCGACGUCGGCUUCGCCAUGGGCAUUGCCGGCACAGACGUUGCCAAAGAGGCGUCCGACAUCAUACUGACGGACGAUAACUUCUCAUCGAUCGUGAAGGCGGUCAUGUGGGGCAGAAACGUCUACGAUAGCAUCGCCAAGUUUCUGCAAUUUCAACUAACCGUCAACGUGGUUGCCGUGAUCGUCGCUUUCAUCGGUGCUUGUGCCGUGCAGGACUCGCCGCUCAAGGCAGUACAGAUGUUGUGGGUAAACCUAAUCAUGGACACGUUAGCGUCCCUCGCCUUGGCUACCGAAAUGCCUACGCCCGAUCUACUCCUCCGUAGACCGUACGGUCGCACAAAACCACUCAUUUCCAGGACAAUGAUGAAAAAUAUUCUCGGUCAGGCCUUGUAUCAGUUGAGCGUAAUUUUCACGCUUCUUUUCGCCGGUGACCUGAUGCUCGACAUCGACACGGGCCGCGGAGUGGCAGCGGCGGGAGGCGGACCCACGCAACACUUCACCGUCAUCUUUAACACGUUCGUCAUGAUGACUCUUUUCAACGAAUUCAACGCCAGGAAAAUUCACGGUCAGCGCAAUGUCUUCCAGGGAAUAUUCACCAACCCCAUCUUCUAUUCAAUUUGGAUCGGCACAUGUUUGUCGCAAGUGGUCAUCAUACAAUACGGUAAAAUGGCAUUCAGCACCAGAGCGCUCUCGUUAGACCAGUGGUUGUGGUGCCUGUUCUUCGGAAUCGGUACGCUAAUAUGGGGCCAAAUAGUUACGACUAUUCCUACACGCCGAAUUCCCAAAAUUCUUUCAUGGGGCCGCGGCCAGCCGGAUGAUAUCGGCGCGAUGAAUCUAGGAGACGAGAAUUUCGACCCAGACUCGGAUAAAAAGCCGCGCGCAGGACAAAUUCUAUGGAUCCGUGGUCUAACACGGCUACAGACACAGACGAGCAAUAGAACUCUGGUGCAGAAUGUAUCUGUGACAGGCAGAUCCCCUUCUCAGGAUUACUACAUGCCAGCGGAACCCAUUCGAGAGACUGAGGUAUAAGGGGGCGGCAGAUUCUUUUGCCCGCCGCCACACUUAUCCUGUCGGAGUACAAACAAGUACGUAGCUCAUGUAGAUGAUCGCCUGCCGUACAUAUAUAAUACGUUGUUACAAACAUCAGAACCCGCCAGUACGCGUGUUGUACCGCAUAUAUUAUAUAUAUUGUACCUUACUAUAUAUCGUCAUUCACGACGGAUCGUCGACGUGCGUAACACGUGCGCGUGCACGAUGGAAUGUCUCGCCGUCUCUUGGUCUCUCUUUCUCUCUCUCUCUUUCUCUCUAUCUCUCUCUCUCUCUAUUUCUCCCUCUAUCUGAAUUUUACCAUGAUUUCGUCGAGUUCAGAUUCUUAUGCCAUAAACGCGCAGAAAUAUGAUCUCUACGUCUAUCACACAUACACACACGAACAUAUACAAUGAAAAAUAUUUUAAUAUUAUAUAUAUUUAUAAUAUAAAGUAUUUUAAUUUUCUUUUUUUUUUGACCUAACCUAACGACGUAAAGAGGUAUUUUCUCUGCGCGUUUGUGACAUCAAAAGUUGAACCUUUCGAGACUCUAACUCUUUUACGAUCUCUACCUUGGAUCGCUCUUGAAUCGAUCCUUGUAAAGAUGGAGACUCUCUUACUUAACGAGGAUUUUGAUAAUGAUUAAAUGAUUACAAUGACGACGACGACGACGAGUAUCGUCGUGACGACGAUAUGUGGACGCUCUCUCGUUUUCCCGAGGAGUGUCUCGGUGCGAUGUCACGGCGGCGACGAUUCGAGAUAUGCACGGAUAUGAUUACAUUGAACGAAGUGUCACACUAAUGUGUUUUCUUUGUGUAGCGGGGGGGUGUGGGUUGCGGCCGGUGGACCCUCCCCCGUUUAUCGGGGACCGCGAUAUUGCCCGGCAGAUCCACCGGCCCACCCGCGCUUUCUGUUUCUCAGUAGUAUAGUGUCUGGGUGUGCUGUGUGUUUUUGCGUAUCCAUCAUCGUUGGCUCCCCCACCCCCUUCCUUCGUGUGUAAACCUCGACGCAAUUUGUUUGUGUCGGUUUUUUGCGGAACUUUUUUAAAGUGUCGUUCGCGUACACUUUUUCCUUCUAACCGACGUGCAUUUUUCUUUUUUUUUUUUUUUUCUUUUUAUAACGAUAGAGGUCGCUGACUUUCAUCAGCGCGAGUAUACGACACUAAGAAGUUUGGUUUUUCACCUCAAAACCAAUUAAAAUCCUCCGAAAAAACGCUUUCUCCGCCACUACCAGCAUCGAUCAAACUAUAUCCUUUUCCUUCGUGCUAGGGAUGGCUUGCGCGUCGAUUUUGACUUCCUUUUAGGUCAGAGAUCGAGGUUUGUAGGAACCCUCGAGGAUUGAGGUAACGUGUCAGUCAUAGAUCUCGAUGGUGUUGCUUUAUUAUGAUGAUGUAGGAGGAAGGGUUGCAAACUUGAAUGAAGUAGCAUUGCUGCAUCGUGCGCACUUCCUUCUUUCUCUUACGUAUCGGCGGUAUCCUUAAUCCUAAAUGCGUUGCUAUAGAUCCGAGAAUAGACGGAUUAUCAAAGACCGAAUCGUGUGAACGGGUCUCUUUGAGAAGAAAUCUCGUUUCGUGGAAGCUUCAAUUGAAUUCGCAUCCAUUGAUGAGAUCAGCUAUAGCCGCUAAACGCGCACAAAGAGUAGAUUAUAAUCUACUCUUUGUGCGCGUUUAUUUAUUUAUUCAUUCAUUAUUCGUUUACUCGGAAUUUUUAUUUAUCACGUGCAAAACUUUUUCUAAAAUAAUCGACGAAUGAAUUCAAGGAUCUUAUCGCAAUUUCUUACCUUUGAGUCUUCUAAUAUGUCUGCUUAAUUCUCACUCGGUCGCUCUCGAUUCAAUAAUACUCAACAUCUCGCAGUCGGUCGUCCGGAGCCUCUCUCGAACGACAGAGUCGGCGAGCGGACACCGACAGGGGACGAUCCUUUCGUGGCUAUGUUAAACAACUGUAUUGAAGUAAAUAGAUAAUAUUUUGGAAAAAUAUAGGAGAUAGUAUUUAAUUAGAAUUAUUUCUGUUUAACCACGAAAGGGAACAACCAUCGUCGUACCCGAUUUGAGCUCCUCUAUUCCCAUCUUUGUUAGUGCGUGUGUGUGCGUGCGUGUGUGUGUGCACGGUUGGCCAAUUUAUGCAUCGCCCUUAUUUUCUGUUUGCCCGAGGUCUAACACCGCCGUUGUUUCGUAUCGAGUGCCAAUUAGAGGAUCUAACACGUUAUACCAUGUGAUUUGUGUUGUGGAAAGAAAAAAAAAACAAUAAACGUAUCUCGUCGAUCGAGCAAAUGUCACGCGAGUGUUGGCAUGCAUUUUUCGUUAUUACUAUCGCGACCAUUGAUAAAGAAAACCUUUUACGCAUCUCUUCGAUAUCGGAAAAGUCAGAGCCAGAUCGAAACCUCCGAUUCGAUUCAAAAUUUAUCCUGAAAUUAUUUCUCUGAAAUGAUUUGCACUCCUUAUUUCGAUUUUGUUAUCUCUCCAAAUGGAAUCUUCGGUUUCUCAAGUAUUUCUUUCUGAUUUGGCCUUGACUGCAAUUUCUCUUUGAGAGCAUUCGAGAGUAUUAUAUUAAACGCGAACUCUCUAUCGCGAAAACGACGAGAGACUGUUUUAAAAUCUAUUCUGAAUCGUUUCUACAUAUAUCUAGCAACAGAACAUGUCUGAUCACAGCGUAUAAGACCUGUUACGUAUUUACAGUAGAGGAACGUUAAGUGUUGAGAAACCAAAACACGUUGUGUGCCAAAACUAACUACAUGCGUGAAACUAAUACUAUAGGAGGAUUAUAUUGUACUUAGGAGAAGCAACUGUGAUCCACCCUGUCUUUCUGUGUCACGAACGUGUAUCGUACCGUAUUUCCGUUUUAGUGCUCCUUUGCUUUACUAUUACUUGUACUACACCAACAUUACCAAUCACACUAUAUCUGUCUCUGUUUCUGAACUUCUGUCUUACCCCUUAUUAUACUCUCCAAGCCGUAGAGGAGCGGUUACAAGCGUGCGAAUGCUUCGGCAGACUCGCUCGCGAACGGUUCAGGACUGUUGCGGACCAUUCCUAAUUGGGUAACUAUUGCGUAUUCCGUUUGAACCCCCGCGAUUGGCAUUCCCGCAGUCGCGAAUCCCUGCUCGUUUUUCUUUGGCGUUGAAAAUAGAUUGCAGAGCAAUCACUAACGAGGGGUAGUUGAUCCAGCAUGUUCUGUAAAAAGUUCUUUUUGUCGAUUUAUUAAUUUUAUUAUAAAAAUUAUGUUAUUAAAAAACUAUUAGCAUUUUUUCGUUUCCUUUAAGGGAAUGAUAUGAAUUGACUUUAUCGACAUGAAUUGACUUUAAAUCUGGUUGAAGUAAUUUAUUAAAAAUUUAACUGAUAUUGACCGAUAUUGUUAAAAUCGAAUAUCGGAUUAAUAAAUCCCAUUCGCCAUUACUAAGUAUCUAGAUAGUUGCUAUGAUCUACUCCUCGUUUGCGAUUUCCCUCUCAAGCCAAUCUUAGAUAGGAAGAGAUGACGCUCGUUAUUAGCGUCCUUAACAUCUUUAUCCGAGAAUGAACGAAGGGAGGCUGUCUUGUCUGCGAGGACAUCCGCGCAUCGUCCACAUUCAAUCGUGUUGGUCCCCGAUCCGAUGAUCACUCCAUCACGAACCCCAAACGAAGCCGUGUAGGUAGGUACGCAUAAAAGUGAAGUAGAGAUUGUGCGCAUGUGAUACCGGUAAUCGAGUCUGUAUUUCUAGCUUGCAUUACACGAUAGCCGGUGAUACAGCGAGAUCGUUGGAGGAAAUCGAAAGAAAUCACAAAGUGUCUUAUAUAUAUCCCCCCGUACAUUAAAUCGAUCCGGUUCUAUUUAGCUCACGAAUUCGGGUGAAAUGCAACCAAGUCGACAAGCGAAGAUACUCACGUCACAGACGUACAAAAA